Meyerozyma guilliermondii ATCC 6260 is the source of this 465-nucleotide messenger RNA. RefSeq names its product mitochondrial 54S ribosomal protein mL59. NCBI's taxonomy places the organism in Eukaryota, Fungi, Ascomycota, Pichiomycetes, Serinales, Debaryomycetaceae. The record is from RefSeq and is a predicted model, not a curated record. Gene Ontology annotation, cellular component: mitochondrial large ribosomal subunit. Gene Ontology annotation, molecular function: structural constituent of ribosome. Bases 1 to 465 code for a protein of 154 amino acids. The transcript has a single exon.
AUGUCGAAGGACGCUUUCAAGCAUCUUCCCCAGAAGUUGCACAACUUUUUCGUCCGGUAUCCGCCCCGGCCAUUUGCACAGUAUUCCUCCAGCCCCUCAACGUUGGAUAAACCUGAAAUGAACCCUUUUUUACCAAAUAAAAAUGCACAAACCGGAAGAUGGCACGGACCAAAAUACUCUUUGAGGCGAUCGGCAGACUUGUACAAGAUGGCAUACAAGUUCGGUAUAGCAGACUUGCUUCCUCCUAUUCCCCACAAGCGAUUCUACGCCGAUAAAUACGAAAACAAGAACUGGAUGAGAGGAGUGCUCUUCCAGAAGAAGCAUAAAUGGGAAAGACAGUUGCCUGAAAAACUUGCCCAGCGGGCUGAGGCCAUUGAGAAAAUGGACGAUAUUAUUGUUGAGGCAAGACCUACGUAUAAGAAGCAGUUGAAGAAGAGGGAACAGAAGAAGAGAACCUGGUGGUGA